Messenger RNA from Sporothrix brasiliensis 5110, 492 nucleotides. RefSeq lists its product as uncharacterized. The coding region runs from base 1 to 492 and encodes 163 amino acids. NCBI's taxonomy places the organism in Eukaryota, Fungi, Ascomycota, Sordariomycetes, Ophiostomatales, Ophiostomataceae. The record is from RefSeq and is a predicted model, not a curated record. The transcript has a single exon.
AUGACGGAUUCUAGUCCUCCCUCAACCAAUCCACCAGGGGCGACACCCGCCCAGCUGUCGGGCGGCCCCUCCCAAUCAGAGCCACCAAAACAGCAGCAGGAGCCUCAGCAGCCUCCGCAGCCUCCGCAACAACAGCGACAGCUGCCUCGGGAGCACACACCAGCCCAACAAAUCCAGCUUCAACAACAGAUUCAGCAACAGCAGCAGCAGCAGUUGCUCAAGGCACAAGCGCUGGCGCAGGCGCAAGGACAAGCACAGGCCCAACCACACCAACAACGGUCGCACCAUCUUGCAGCGUCCCUGAAUCCAGCACACGCUCAUGCUCCGAACGCGCAUCAAACCCGCCAGCCGAAAUCGCCUGCUUCGCCGCCGCCCGUGACGAUGCCACCACCACAAGCCGCCGCUGCCUCGCCGCCCACAAAACGCGACCUCAAAUCGUGGUGGAAGGGCUUCAAGCUCCAAUCACGAAACCACGAUGUUCAAGGUAAAUAA